GUCGAUAGCUCGAUCACACGUCGAGAGAGAAGCGUCUUUUGGAAAAUCCGGAAAAACCAUCCUCAAGAUCACAACAAACAAAAGCCGCGAACAGCACCCCGGCAUCAUUAUUUCUCCGUUUCGUAGUUGAUCCUUAGUCACAAUGAAUUCGGCCAGUAAGGUAGGAGAAAUUUUCACUGCUGCAGGAAAUGCUUUCAAUAAGUUAGGAGAACUCACCAUGCAGCUUCAUCCAACUGCGGAUUCUCCUGCUGGCAAAUGGACAGACGAAGAAAUUGAGAUGCUUCGGCAUGCUGUGCUUAAGUUUGGGGAAGAGCUCAGUACGAUUUGUGAACAUAUUAAAGGGAAAACUGUGAGUCAAAUUAAAUCUACUUUGAAGAAGAAGGUCUUUGAAGAUGCUGGGCUGCAAGUACGACAGAUUCAAGCUACACCAACAUCAAUCAACCAACAAACUCAACAAUCUAUGAUGAGUAGGGAAGUUACUCUCAAUAUGCUUAAUGCCACUGAAUCUGAAGUUGAUGUUGAAGGAUUAAAUGAAGAUGUCAAGCUGGAAUUUGAUGGACCCACAGAGGAAGUGGCUUCUUAGUUCAUCUGAUAAUGCUUAACUAUGAAUUUGUAAAAAUAUUUGUAUAUAAAUUCCUUAAAUAUUGUCAAUGAAUUUUAAUUGUCUCAAGCUUAUGCUGCUCAGAGUUUUGAGCUACAUCAUUGUGUUACCAAUGAGGAUGAAAGGGAUAGUUCUGGUUUGUGAUUCAAUCUCACAGUACAUUCAUUUUAUUUUAUGAAAACUGCUUCAAAAUGAAAAGGAAAAAAUAUCAAA
Molecule: messenger RNA, 814 nt
Organism: Thrips palmi
Lineage: Eukaryota; Metazoa; Arthropoda; Insecta; Thysanoptera; Thripidae
Product: chromatin complexes subunit BAP18
Exons: 4
Coding region: 143-583 (146 amino acids)
Cellular component (GO): MLL1 complex; NURF complex
Source: RefSeq, a predicted model, not a curated record